Molecule: messenger RNA, 4421 nt
Organism: Stegostoma tigrinum
Lineage: Eukaryota; Metazoa; Chordata; Chondrichthyes; Orectolobiformes; Stegostomatidae
Product: succinate receptor 1-like
Exons: 3
Coding region: 50-1141 (363 amino acids)
Biological process (GO): G protein-coupled receptor signaling pathway
Cellular component (GO): plasma membrane
Molecular function (GO): G protein-coupled receptor activity
Source: RefSeq, a predicted model, not a curated record
UCAACAAUUAGCACAUUAAUUGCAAAACCGUGCCGUUCAAAGGAAGCUCAUGUUUGUCUGGCAGCUUUGCAAUUAUUCUCAAAGCCACAAACCUUGUAGUUGCAAUGAUGGAGGACAGAAUCUUGAAGCAUUGUAUCAGGGAACCUCUUGCUGCUGUUGGCGACAGCGAUGGAAGGAAACGAAUGAAACUUGCACAGAUAUUAAUUCUCACGUGGAAAAGUAUUACCUAACAACAAUGUACUCCAUUGUGUUCAUAGUGGGACUCAUUGGCAAUGUCACUGUGAUAAGUGGUUAUAUCUUCUGCCUAAAGAAAUGGAAGUGCAGUAACAUCUACCUCUUCUCCCUCUCUGUCACAGAUCUCUUUUUUAUUUGCACUCUUCCUAUGUUUGUGAUCCAAUAUGCAAAUGACAGUGAAUGGCACUACGGUGACCUGUGGUGUAAGUUUAAUCGGUACUUCCUCAACUGUAACCUCUACUUGAGUGUCCUCUACUUGACGUGUAUCAGUAUUGAUCGAUAUUUGCUGGUGAAAAGCCCAACAAAUCUCUAUCGGUUCCAGGAAAAGCAGACAGCUGCCAUUAUCUGCUUACUCUUGUGGAUCUUUGUCACCGUGGAGCUGGUGCCUAUGUUCACCUUCAUUGGUCCCAAGAACAUCACGGACAAUGAUGAUAAUGCUGUGGUGUGUGUUGACUAUGCCAGCUCAGGGAAAGCGAGAGACAGCCUGGUUUACAGUUUGUUCCUCACCAUUGUUGAUUUCAUCCUCCCACUCUGCAUUAUGGGGUAUUGCUCCAUCAAAACAGCCACGUGCUUAAGGGAAAUAAAUGCACAGCGACGCAGGACAAUUAAGCUGAAAAAGCCUCAUCGCCUCGUAAUAUUGGCAGUGGUUAUUUUCUCGGUGCUGUUCACUCCUUAUCAUAUCAUGCGCAAUAUCCGUAUUGCCUCCAGAAUGGGGAAGAAGACUUGCACUUACAAGGGGAUAAAAGCUGGCUAUGCAAUCACAAGGCCUAUUGCUUACCUCAGCUCUGCCAUUAACCCCAUUUUCUAUUUCAUGCUGGGUGACCGCUUUAGAGAGACCCUCCUUAGCAAGUUGCCAUUCUUUGGCCAAAAGCUGAUGUCAGAGACUUCAAGCAAGGAAAAAUAUUGAUUUAAGAGCAUGACACCAUCUAGUUAAGAGCCAUUUUAUUCUCAGCCUUCUAUUCUUCUGCAGCACUGUUGAAUCAUAGCUGGAGUAUUUUCAAUGUCAGCAGUUUGAGUCACAUGUAUUCUUUAGCCCGAGUUGAAUUUUCUUGAAAUUUUCAGUAGCAUUGAAGAGAGGUGUUUGGAAGCUUAAAACUCAUGUUGCAAUAUUUCCAUAUUUAAGGUUGGUAGUGCCAGCUUUAGAGUUCCAGAAUUAGCCACUGGUUAGCCGUUAUUCCUGGGUUACUGUCUCUGCAUUGCAUACACCAAGGCAAAGUCCCAGACGAUGGGGCCUGGAGCCAUUAGUGAGAGUUAGGAAGUCAUCGAGAUAUCAUUGAGGAGGUGAUAGUCUUGUGGUGUUGUGGUCAGAGUGUUAAUUCAGAGACACAGGUAAUGUUAUGGGAACCUGAAUUCAAAUUGUGCCAUGGCAGAUAGUGGAAUUUAAAUUCAAUGAAGAAUCUGGAAUUAAGAAUCGAACAAUGACCAUGAUGUCAUAGUUGAUUGCCAGGACAAUCCUAUCUGUUUCAGAGAUGUAAUUUAGGGAAGCAAAUCUCCCUAUUUGGCCUGCCUUACACGUAACUCCACACCUACACAAUUAGCUCUUAACUGCCAUCCUGAAAUGGACUAGCAAGCCAUUCCGUUCUCAGCUCACCGCCACCUUCUCAAGGAUAACCUAGGGAGAGGCAAUAAAUACCAGCCCAGCCAGUGAGUCACAAAUCUUGAAAAAAAAGACACAAAUGCUAAAAACAUCCUUGGAGAUGGGAUUAUUUGUAGGUCCGGAUGAAAUUACAUAAUACAGAUGAAUAAAACCCUGGAGGCAUCUGAAAACAAGGAUGAGAAUUUUGAAUCAGGGCAUUGGCAGAUUGCAGGUUAACACAGCAAUUUUAGAAUUAAGGAGUGAAUGGGACCUAGUAUGAGCAUGGACAAUCAUGUUUCAUUGAGCUCUGGUUUACAGUUUCCAUUAUUUAAUAGCUAAGAGAUAUUGCAACAUGGGAAUGAAUACUCACACAGAAGCAAAAUACUGUAGAUGCUGCAAAUAUGACAUGAAGACAGAAAUUGCUACAGAAAUUCAGAGGGACUAGCAGCAUCUGUGGAGAGAGAAACUGAAAGAAUAUUAUUAAGCAAGACAGGGUUAAGAAGAGAUCCACCAGGUUAUUGCUGGGUAUGGAAGGUUUGAGUUAUAAAGAAAAGUUGGAUAGGCUGGGACGUUUUCACUGGAGCAUAGGAGGUUAAAAGGUGAUCUUAUGGAAGUUUAUAAAAUCAUGAGGGGUAUAGAUAGGGUUAAUGGUAAGUGUCUUUUCCCUAAGGUGGGAUAUUUCAUGACUAGGGGACAUUUUUUAAGGCGCAAGGAAAGAGAUUUAAAAAAGACAUGAGGGAUAAUUUUUUAUGCAGAGGGUGGUUCAUAUAUGAAAAGAGUGGAUGCAGGCACAAUUACAACACUUAAAAGACACUUAGAUAAGCAUAUGAAUUGGAAAGAUUUGGAGGGAAGUGGUCUAGGAGCAGGUAGGUGGGACUAGUUAAGUUUGAGAUUAUGUUCAGAAUGGAACCAGCCCAGUUCUUCCCCUCUCUCCACUGCAUCUCAAAACCAGCCCAGCCUGUCUCUGCUUCCCUCACCUGUUCUUCCUCUCACCCAUCCCUUCCUCCCACCUCAAGCCACACCUCCAUUUCCUACCUACCACCUCAUCCCGCCUCCUUGACCUGUCCAUCUUCCCUGGACUGACUUAUCCUCUCCCUACCUCCUCACCUAUAGUGUCCUCUCUACCUAUCUUGUUUUCUCUCCAUCUUCGGUCCGCCUCCCCCUCUCUCCCUAUUUAUUCCAGUUCCGUCUCCCCAUCUCCCUCUCUGAUGAAGGGUCUAGGCCCGAAACAUCAGCUUUUGUGCUCCUGAGAUGCUGGUUGGCCUGCUGUGUUCAUCAGCUUCACACUUUGUUAUCUUGGAUUCUCCAGCGUCUGCAGUUCCCAUUAUCACUGGUUUGACUGUAGCAUCUGUUUCUGUGCCAAAUGACUCUAUGACUCCAUAGCCAGUUAAGAACAGAGUCAUAUCAGACUCAGAAUAGAACUCUCCGCAGCAUUUGCAAGAUCUGUUGAGUCUUUCCAGCAUUUUCUGUUUUAUUUCGAAGCAAACACUGUUCACUCAUUGUAUUUUCCUAUCUUCGCCUCAGCCUCUUCAACGUGCCUCUCCGAUAGCGUGGAACUCUGAGGGAAACACUUAAUGUUUAGAAUUUCUCACAAUGAAAUUGCCACUUAACCAAAUUGAAAUACCCUGACUAAGAAUGGAGGAACAAACAUUUAAAUCUCUCAACUUCACUCAUUCCCUAUCUCGGCUCAGAUUCCGUUCAGCAUUUCUCAAUGAAACAAAGGUAUGUCACACACUUUUGUUAUACAUAUACAAUGGUGAAGUCAAGUCCUACCCUGAAAAACCAGUACUCAAGUCAAAUAGUUUGGAAGGCAAUAUAAGAAGGAUCAGGAAAAUAGCCAUUGCAUGAUGACAGGCCUGAAAUAGAAAUAGCUGGAAAAGCUCAGCAGGUCUGGCAGCAUCUAUUCUGAGGAAGGAUCACUAGACCCAAAACACUGACUGAUUUCUCUCCACAGAUGCUGCCUGAUCUGUUGAUAUUUUCUAGCAAUUUCUGUUUUGUUUCUGAUUUCCAGCAUCCAUUGUUCUUUCAGCUCUGGAGGAGAGCAAGAUGUUUGUGAAAAAUGAGAAAAUUUGAGGACUUGGGAAAGAAUGAAUUAAUAGGAUACAAUGCAAUGGAGAUUGAUUUGGAAGGUAAAGAAGGGGAAGAGAGAAAGAUCAUACAGAAUCGUUCAAAGAAAGCUUAUAUUAAUCAAGUUGGCGAGAUAAAAUCAGCAAUAUUUUGUCAUUAUUUCAUUAUUAUAUUUCAACAUAAAUGACUUGCUUAUUUAAAGCUGGCACACAUUGUCUAGCCCUUAGUUGUAACCAUUUACAUUAACUUCGGCAAGAAAUCAACUUGUUUACGUUGAUUAAUGUCUACGGUUUACUCAUUUUCUCAUGUAAUAGGGACAAGUCACAUGUAUUUCCUGCAGAUUUAUGUUUCAAUAAGACUAUCACUGCAUUAUUAUUAGCAAGUCAGCAGCACAACAUAACAUUUGUAGAACCUUUAUUGCUUGUGUUUAUGUUUUCCUGGAGAUAAUUUGAUCAAAAUAAUCAACCUAACUGCUUUAUCACUUCUGUAAAGAUAUGCCUUUAAUGUGAACACCAACAUAUCACGAUAAUGAGCCUGGGUUAAA